This is a messenger RNA of Chondrus crispus (carragheen), 693 nucleotides long. RefSeq lists its product as hypothetical. The transcript has a single exon. Bases 1 to 693 code for a protein of 230 amino acids. The record is from RefSeq and is a predicted model, not a curated record. Lineage: Eukaryota; Rhodophyta; Florideophyceae; Gigartinales; Gigartinaceae.
AUGGAAGCGUUUAUCCCGGGCACUCCUUUACCUUUAAGGCGGAUGGUUUCGCAAACGGCGAAUGCCGCAAUUUCUAACGCCACGUGCAGUGCAGCUGCGAAAAUUUUCGCUACUAAUGUGUCAAGGGCUGCCUCCGCUGCUUUGAUAGCUGCCGCUUUAACAGUAGGACCGCUUUCACUGCCUAGCCCGGCGGAAGCUGCUGGAACAAUGAAGCUGCCUCCUAUCGACCGCGCUAACCCGAGCCGCUGCAUGCCUGCCUCUUCUUCCAUCGGACAGGCAAAUGCCGCCCGUGACAAAGUCCUUGACCUCCGGGAGUGUGAUCUUCGCGGGAAAGAUUUGAAGUCUUUUGAUCUUUCUGGCGGAAUUUUCUCGGGAGCCGACCUAUCUGGUGCUAGUCUCAUGGACGCGCAGCUAUCUAAGUCAUACGCUCCGAAUGCGAAGUUCAGGGAUGUCGACUUUACGAAUGCGAUUGCGGAUCGCGUCACCUUCGAUGGUGCAGAUUUGACCAAUGGGAUCUUCGCCAACGCCGUUCUCAGCGACUCGACUUUCGAGAACGCCAACCUCGAAAAUGUUGACUUCACAGAUGUUUACAUAGGCGACUUUGCACAAAAGUCUAUAUGCCGCAACCCAACCGUAAAGGGCCAGAAUCCCGUCACAGGCGCUCCGACCAGGGAAAGCCUUGGCUGCCGCUAA